GUCUUCUCCUCUCUUCUCUUUUAACCCGACAGCAGAAUCAUGAAAGUCGCCAGUGGCAGCGCCGCGGCCGCCGCGGGCCCCAGUUGCGCGCUGAAGGCCGGUAAGGCGGCGGGCGGCGCGGGCGAGGUGGUGCGCUGUCUGUCCGAGCAGAGCGUGGCCAUCUCGCGCUGCGCCGGUGGCGCCGGGGCGCGCCUGCCCGCCCUGCUCGACGAGCAGCAAGUGAACGUUCUGCUCUACGACAUGAAUGGCUGCUACUCGCGCCUCAAGGAACUGGUGCCCACCCUGCCCCAGAACCGCAAGGUGAGCAAGGUGGAGAUCCUCCAGCACGUCAUCGACUACAUCAGGGACCUGCAGUUGGAGCUGAACUCGGAAUCCGAAGUGGGGACCCCCGGGGGCCGCGGGCUGCCCGCCCGGGCUCCGCUCAGCACCCUCAACGGCGAGAUCAGCGCCCUGGCGGCUGAGGCGGCAUGUGUUCCAGCGGACGAUCGCAUCUUGUGUCGCUGAAGCGCCGCGCUCGGGGACCAGCGGACCUCAGCUCUCCAAGGGGCAAGAGAAUAAGUGCUUUCCCGUUCCCCCGAGCGCCUCGCUGGAGCUGGGGGGUAACAAGACAGAUCGGCUCGGCAGCCAUCGGGCCCUUGCUGGAUCCGGCUCACGGCGGGGGACUGACAGGGGGAGGCCGACCUUCUCUCCACAUCUACCAGCCACCAGAGACUUUGGGGCGGGGGUUCCCCCCGUGUGUUUCUAUUUUUUGAAAAGCAGACAUUUUAAAAAAUGGUCACAUUUGGUGCUUCUCAGAUUUCUGAGGAAAUUGCUUUGUAUUGUAUAUUACAAUGAUCACCGACUGAGAAUAUUGUUUUACAAUAGUAAUGUGGGGGGUGUCUUUUUUGUUAUUAAACAAAUAUUUUAGAUGGUG
This is a messenger RNA of Galeopterus variegatus (Sunda flying lemur), 913 nucleotides long. RefSeq names its product inhibitor of DNA binding 1, dominant negative helix-loop-helix protein (gene ID1). Gene Ontology annotation, biological process: circadian regulation of gene expression; cell differentiation; negative regulation of transcription by RNA polymerase II. Gene Ontology annotation, cellular component: nucleus; cytoplasm. Lineage: Eukaryota; Metazoa; Chordata; Mammalia; Dermoptera; Cynocephalidae. The transcript has 2 exons. Gene Ontology annotation, molecular function: protein dimerization activity; transcription regulator activity. The record is from RefSeq and is a predicted model, not a curated record. The coding region runs from base 40 to 504 and encodes 154 amino acids.